CGAGUAAAUUCAAAAGGAUGCAGUUGACCAUGUUUGUGGUGGUUCCACUCGUGCUUUUACUAUCUGGUGUAGCUAUUGAAUCGGCAACUGUUAAACAAAAGAUGCCAUUCGAGGUUAGACUUCCUACAAAAACAGGUGCUAGAAUCCUUCGGAGAGAGUUAGAUCUGGAGAUAUCCAAUCCAAAAGGAAAAAUUAAAGAGGUCAAGGUUCUUCGCAGACGACGACAAACCACAACAGAGGAGCAGGAGUUUUUAGAUGCUCACAAUGAGGCGAGGUUUAAUGUUGUUCCAAAGGCCGCCAACAUGAAGAAAAUUAAAUGGAGUAAUGAAUUGGCACAAGUUGCGCGGAACUAUGCGCAGCAAUGUAACUGGGCCCACAACCCGGCUAGGACCACAGACACCAAGGCACUGACUUCCCAGUUCACCUAUGUGGGCGAAAACCUGUAUGCAACCUCCGUCAGUUCGGUUGAUCCUAAAUCUGCUGUACAGUCCUGGGACAGCGAAAAAUCUUCCUACAAUUACACCAACCAGGCGUGUCUAGGAGUGUGCGGCCAUUACACCCAGGUGGUUUGGGCGAACUCUGAGUACGUUGGAUGUGCAUCGCAUACAUGUCCGACUUUCACCGGAUUGCCAACAAGUUUUAACGGCGGAACCAUAGUGGUUUGCAACUACGGACAAGGCGGCAAUUACAACGGACAGCAGCCGUACAUGACUGGGACACCGUGCACUUCUUGUCCAAGCGGUUACUCGUGUUCGAAUGGCCUAUGCGUCAGUGGAGGGGACAGCAAUGGUUCACAAACCUCGUCCACGACAGAAGAUGGCGAUUGUUUUGAAGGGGAUGGAUCAAACUAUCAAGGACACGCAAGUACAACAGUUUCUGGGAAGACCUGUCUUGUGUGGUCCAGUGUGUACGAUUUUCUGCCCUCAAAUAACUACUGCAGGAACUACUUCUCCGCCUACGGCGUCACUGAACCCGUGUGUUACUAUCAACCCGGCAGUUACUACGUGGAGCCGUGUGGCCUGCCCAAGUGUGCGUACCCACGAUGCGGCACCACCACCCUGGGGGUCAGUCCCGGCUCCUACAGCUCCUCUGAUUUCUCAUCCAGCUCCACUCAUCUAGGCACGUUGUGGAUGAUUGAGGCGGAACAGUUCACAUCGUCUUGUUGUGGUCACAUCAGUAGCUGGACCUUCCGCCCCAAGACGACAGGUGAUAUCAAGUUCGUCGUCUUCCAUCGAUUACCGGACGAUACCUUCCUUGUAACGGGGGUCAGCGAACAUCACGUCAGAACGGAGGACGUGGGAACAACUUUAACCAAAGCAUCAAAUCCAACACUGCAGAUUCAAAAUGGAGAUUUCAUUGGAUGGUAUUUCAGCGGGUACCCUGUUUUUGGACACGGGACAGAUUCCAGCUACAUCAUGGUGAAGUACAUGACCGGGAUAUCGCAGGAAAACAUCAAGAAAGGGAAGACUGUUGACUGGUCCGGCGUCACGGGAGCAGAGUACAACAUCUUGUUUGGUGUCCAGGCGAAUAUUGUGGCAGGGACGACACCCGCCCUCACCUUCCCAGCUUCCGUUACGAUCCUGGACUCCGCCCCCAGCGGAACCAAAGUCCUUGACCUGACCUUCUUCUACCUUGACCAAACCACUCUCAACACAGACCUAUUCAUUGAACAGAAGCUGUACUCCAGCCAAUUCUUUACCCUGGAUACUUCAACUCUUGAAGUAAAAACGGCCACUGAUGACAUACCCGAGGGUACCUAUACCAUGGAGUUUUACAUCAUAAAUGCCUGCAUGCGCCAGUCUUCGCGAACACUGACCAUCACUGUACAGAAUGCGCCUAUUUCCAUUACGAACCUAGACGCCCAGUACAAGGACCUGCUUGAGGACACGGAGACCCAGCAGUCCCUGUACACCAUAGUGACCAGUGACUCCUCAACCACUGACCCCGUGUACUGUGACAUCGCUAACCCCAGCGAGGGCCCAUUCCACUGUAGACAAACCUCGAAUGCCGUCAAAACGUACGACAUAUUUGUGUAUGACUGGCCCCAGCUGAGUUAUUCCACAAAGCAUACAUAUAAUUUACAACUGGAGUGCUCGGACAAUACUAAUACAGCCACCGGGACCUACACAGUCAGCAUCAAGCGGAACGAGAGCCCCCAGUUUCACAAUACGUACUGGCAAGUUACUGUGGAUGCUGAAGAAGCCGGAAUUGGCGACGUCAUAUUUACAGUGUCAACAUCUGACCCAGAAAAUGACGACCUCUGGCUGGCCAUGUCCAGUUCUCCUUCUAACUCUCCGUUCCUCUUGUUAAACAAUGGGUUGUUGGUAGUAAAUAGAAAUCUACUACAUAGCUCUAACAGUGCGUACUCGCUGGCCUUGACGCUGACAGAUGGACACAACACAGUCACUGGCCAGACUAUUGCGGUCACUAUAGUCAACGUCAACAACAAACCCGUGUUAACAAAUGUCAAGUCGCUGACUGUCAUGGAGAACACGCCUCCUUCCACGUCUAUUUAUACAUUUUCGGCCAGUGACCCUGACCCCCAUGAUACUUUGACCUUUGCGGCCUCUUUUAAUCACGGAGAAGGCAGCAGUCUGUUUGAACUGGACAAAACAACUGGCGAGCUUAGGACCAGCUCAUGGUUUACAAUCGACAGAGAGCAGCUACAGGACGACAACAACAGGUACCGCAUGGACCUCUCCGUGACGGACGGGAAGUACUACGACAAGGAGACUCUGUACAUCGACAUCACUAAUGAGAACGAGAGUCCAGUGUUCCUACAGAAAUACUACUCCGUCUCCACCACAGAAGGACCGGCAGGUCAAUCACUGCCUACGCCUCCGUGGAAGUACAGCGACCCGGAUGAAGAUUCUUUGACAUUCCAAUUCGACUGUGGAGCCGACACAGGUCGAUUUUCAUUUGGAUCCUCAACAGGGUCCAUUCAAUUCAAAACUGUGUAUGACUUGGACAUCAGUGGGGUCCCAACGAAUGUCAUGUGUACAGUGUAUAUAUCUGAUGGAAGGCUGAGUGACUCAGCAGAAUUGUCUAUAAAUGUAGAACAUGAAAACGAGGGAGCUCCCACAUUUCCCCAAUCAUCCAUUUCUGUUUAUGUGGAAUGCGUUGCCGAGGCACUGACAGAAGUAACCAAGGUCUCUGCAUAUGAAAGUGACGGAGCCAGUAAUGACCAUGGCUCCAUCUACUACAUACUGGACCAAAGUGGUCUCACAAAAGAUUAUUUUGGCAUUAAAGAAAACGGCGUCAUUUACACAAAAGAUGUUUUGACCUCGAUGUGCACUGGAGAUACUCUUGUCUUCAAUGUCGUCGCUUUGGACCGAGCAGGGAAGAAUUCCACCCUCCAGGUCACGGUGAAUGUUGUUCUGACUACAACAACUAGCACUACCACUACCACUGAGAAAAUGGUGUCCACUUUUACAAAUCCGGAAAACAUGUAUGUGGCCCUCCCCCUAGCGGUGGCCUCUGUGGUGUUUGUUUUGCUCAUGUUUGGAAUGAUAUUCAACUACUUACCAAGUGCGAUCAAGUCUGUACUGACGUCAGUUGCAACUAAAGUUGGGUAA
Magallana angulata is the source of this 3575-nucleotide messenger RNA. Its product is annotated as protocadherin-16-like. The record is from RefSeq and is a predicted model, not a curated record. The transcript has 21 exons. Lineage: Eukaryota; Metazoa; Mollusca; Bivalvia; Ostreida; Ostreidae. Gene Ontology annotation, molecular function: calcium ion binding. Gene Ontology annotation, biological process: homophilic cell-cell adhesion. Gene Ontology annotation, cellular component: membrane; extracellular region. The coding region runs from base 18 to 3575 and encodes 1185 amino acids.